This is a messenger RNA of Hymenoscyphus albidus, 1855 nucleotides long. The record is from the annotation of a GenBank genome assembly. NCBI's taxonomy places the organism in Eukaryota, Fungi, Ascomycota, Leotiomycetes, Helotiales, Helotiaceae.
AUGGACAAGACCAAUAAUGAAUCCGACAACACGCCUAUACCAGAAGAAACGAAACGAAAAGCCACAGAGGAUCGUUCGGAAAGCGAACCACCCGCGAAGCGACAAAAGACCUGUUCUUCUCCUGGCGCUGAGCCUGAUGUGGGAGGGAUACAGACAAAUAUUUACAUCGUAAGCAGAGAAGGACCAGUUUUUGCUUAGCCGACUUUUCUUUGUAGCCUUCUAUUCAACAUUUGUCUAAGCCCGAGAUCUUUCCCAGUAUAUACUUUCUCGAUGAGUGUAUGUUCAGAAAGUUGAAGUGCCAACUUCCGCAGACUAUACCUGAGACCCCUCCGGAAUUCACAAACCUCUUUGACACACACAACAGUUUAGACCUGUACUUCAAAGGAACACAGACAUAUUUCCCUUUUAGUAAGUAUCCUUGUGUAGCUGUGGCACCAUGAUCCCAACUAACGUGUUGUCUUCAGUUCUAGGAGCUCGCUUAUGGGAAGAUGUAGAAGAAUGGUACUGCCGAAAGCCCAGCGAUGAUAUUUCCAAAACGAAACUAUACACGGACACAACACUGCUUUUGCUUGUACUACAAGCCCUCAGCAAUUUAGUUUCGAGAGAGGCGCAAGAUUAUUAUCAGAAAGCAAAAUUACUGUCUGCUGACCUAGAAUCUCGGAAUGUGAACUCACUCAGAUGCUUCCAGGCAGGUUUGUUGAUUGCGUUGUAUGAGAUUGGACAAGCUAUAUAUUCAGCUGCUUAUAUAACAAUUGGUCAUUGUGCUCGAGUUGGUCACGCGAUGCGACUCCACGAAGAAGAAUCUAAGUAUAAAAUACGGGGUGGGUUUUAUGUUGAGUCUAAAAUCCGAGGUGGGUUUCAUGUUGAGGCUUCACAGAUAUGUCAACUAAUUGGGAUAUGAAUAGCUCUUGGAUCAGUAUCUGAGGAACGACGGCGAGCGUGGUGGGGCCUUGUUAUGUUGGAUAGGUAAGUCAACCGCUCCAUGCCCUUUCGCUACCUUGCUGACGAUCAAGAAUGGUCAAUAUCGGCCGCGACGAUGCCCUACUUGCUUGCGACGACGAAAAUCUACUUGAUAAUUCCCCCAUCUUCAAUUGUUUCGGGGUAGAAGGAUCACGUCUCUUCGACACAAAUGCUCCGAAUAGCCAAUUAAUCACUUCUAACUUAUCCUUCACUUGUCAAGCUAUCCAACUUCUCUCACGCACGUUACGUUCCAGAGAUAGAGCCCCAGGCCCAUGGUUCUCUUUGAUGUCAGGUAUAGACAUCAAUGCUGACCUUGAUCGUCUUAUCUCGACAGGAGAAUCGAAGUUACUGUCUUUUAAUUUUGGCAAAACUAGCUUUGAACCAAUCAUAGUGACAGGGCUGUCUAUAUUAUACAGCGCUAAAUUUUCAACCAGAGCAUUUGCCAAAAACCUUAAAGCGGAUUGCGAAAAGGUCGACAAUCUAGCAGGCUUGGUGGGCGGUAUUGUUUCUUCAAGUGAUUGGAGAAAGAUCAACCCUCUAAUUUGCCACUGCUUCUAUGAAGCCGCAAAGGUUUACUCAAGUUUUAUCCACGAUACAGAGAAGUUCGGUGAUGCCGAGCGAAAGGUAUUUGAGAGCAAAGCAACGCUCCUGGUAAAUGUGCUAAAAGAGUUGGGGAACAAAUGGGAACUUGCUAGUAACACAUCUCCUCCAAAAUUACUUUUAUGGAAGUUCACUAACUCAUAUAGAUGAAUACCUUUCAAUUUUAUAUCUUGAUAAUGAUGCUCAUACAAAAAGGAAUGAAGAGGAUAUUGCCAAGAAUAAUUGGGCGAAAUCUCUCGCCAGAGGCACGAACCCGAAGAGAUUUUAUCCUCGCUUUCAUGAGAGGAUGUGGUAA